This is a messenger RNA of Monopterus albus (swamp eel), 1954 nucleotides long. RefSeq names its product arylacetamide deacetylase (gene aadac). Bases 108 to 1346 code for a protein of 412 amino acids. Gene Ontology annotation, cellular component: membrane. The transcript is spliced from 5 exons. The record is from RefSeq and is a predicted model, not a curated record. Gene Ontology annotation, molecular function: carboxylic ester hydrolase activity. NCBI's taxonomy places the organism in Eukaryota, Metazoa, Chordata, Actinopteri, Synbranchiformes, Synbranchidae.
UGUCACGUUCAGCUGGUCUGGACCCAAAAGUAAUUCUUAAGCUUUGUCGCGCGCAGGAGCAACUUUUUAACACGCGCAGUAACAGCACCGGAGACGCACGUUGUAAAAUGAGGUUGGGAAGCAUCUUUUUAUUUGUCGCUCUCUGCUCUUUUACCGCUUAUUAUAUUUAUGAGCCCAUUCCCGAGGAGAUAGAAGAGAGAUGGAAACUCAUGCUGAUCAACUCUUUCUUCAGGAGUCUCAGCCACCUGGCAGACCUCAGUGAAUUACUGGGGCUGAAAGACUACAUGGGGGUAAUGUAUAUCAUUACUGUGGUUGAAAAGGUAGUUCCUCUGUCUGAUGAACUUGUCAAAGUAACAGAGGAGAAGUUUGAUGAAGUCGAGGUGCUUCUUUACCAGCCAAAGCAGCAGGGUGCUGACAGCGAGCUUAGGGGAGCUGUCAUAUACCUGCACGGUGGAGGAUGGUGCCUGGGGAGUUCCCGCAUGAGUCCAUAUGAUCUCUUGGCCAGAAAAAUUGCCGCUGAGCUAAAUGCAGUGGUUCUUUCUGUGGAUUACCGCCUUGCCCCCUCUCACCACUUCCCUGUUCCAUAUGAGGAUGCAUACCAUGUGGUCAAACACUUCCUCCAGGAGAGGGUGCUGGCCCAGUACUCUGUGGACCCGGGACGCAUUGCUGUGUCUGGGGAUAGCUCUGGAGGGAACUUGGCAGCUGCAGUCGCCCAACAGUUACAAAGAGAGCCUGGACAGCGGAUUAAGCUAAAGGUGCAAGCACUCAUCUACCCUGUGCUACAGGCUCUGGACCUUAACACGCCUUCCUAUCAGCAGAAUCAGGACAUGCCCAUUCUUCCUCGCACCCUGAUGGUGCGUUUCUGGAGUGAGUACUUCACCAGUGACAAGGUCCUUUUCAGAGCCAUGAUGGCCAACACCCACAACAACCCUGAAUCUUCCAACCUGCUGAAGUUUGUAAACUGGAGCACCUUUCUACCAGAAACAUAUCAUAGGAAAUACAGCUACAGUGCUCCUGCAGUGGUACAGGGAGUCAGAAGGGAGGCAACUGGGAUGGAUGGGCCAUCUCGAUCUUUGACUGACCCAAGAGCAUCACCCCUACUGGUUCCAGAUAUAGCCUUACGCUCUCUGCCAAAGGCCUACAUUGUGACAUGUGAGUAUGAUGUUCUCCGAGACGAUGGGCUCAUGUAUGUCACCCGGCUCCGUGCUGCUGGUGUAGACGUGACACAUGAACACUAUGACACUGGAUUUCAUGGAGCGAUGAUGUUCACUGUGUCACCAACAGACUUCCAGAUUGCACGUCACAUGACAGACAACUAUAUCAAAUGGCUAAAAGAAAACUUAUAAAAACUCUUGAUAUUCAUUCCAGCUCAUUCCAGAUAAUGCAGCAGUGUGGCAAGGUGCAAAAUUUUCCCAGCCUUUUGCUUUUCCUUGGUCAUGCUAGUCCUUUGUAAAUAUUUUUUCUGAAAUACUGUAUGUUCAUUUCAUUUAUUUUCCUACUUAUGCAUUUUACUACAAGACACCAGUAGGAAACAGGACGUUGAAAGGAUACAAGCACAAAUCAGAAGAGGCCAGAAGGAAAAAGUUACAGAAGAAUAUCACAAAAAGUUGUGGGUUUUCUUCUUCUUCUUCUAGCUGGGUAACUAAACCUCAGCACUUGCCACCUGCUUUUAUUUCCACUCCAUCAGUAUUAACAUUACUAUCAGUAAUGCCAAAAACUAUCUCUCAGUGGUUUUAAGAAUCCAGUAUGUGUCUUGGCAACGCAGUGAAGGAUUUUCAGCAAAACAGCAUGGAACAUUUCCUAAAAUUACAUCAAAAAUGGUCAUUGUAUUCUGCUAAAUAUAGCCGUGUUUUUUUAACCCUUAGCUGUGUCUGCAGGCAGAAAGGUGCUUGGUGUUAUAUUAAAGCAUUUAAAUUGCAAAGUUAAUAGCUAUCAGUAAUGACCUGCCUUUGCA